Messenger RNA from Pararge aegeria (speckled wood butterfly), 688 nucleotides. RefSeq names its product histone H2B. NCBI's taxonomy places the organism in Eukaryota, Metazoa, Arthropoda, Insecta, Lepidoptera, Nymphalidae. Gene Ontology annotation, cellular component: nucleosome. Gene Ontology annotation, molecular function: protein heterodimerization activity; DNA binding; structural constituent of chromatin. The coding region runs from base 254 to 628 and encodes 124 amino acids. The record is from RefSeq and is a predicted model, not a curated record. The transcript has a single exon.
GACCGGGAGGGAUGCGGGGCUCUCUCACUCUCCCCCCACCCACCCUGCGAACUCUACCAUCGGAUUGGUCGAAUUUAACGGGACCGCUCGCCGCAGCCGGCAGUCUUGAGCGCCAAGCAAAGCGACCAAAACCGAAUGCGACGAGAAAAAAUUUUUAUUACACUCUCACUCUUGCUAUACGGCGGUCGUGUUCGUAUAGUGUUGUGACUUGUUUUUCAAUAUUGUAUUUUUCUAUUCGUUUCAAUAGUACAUCAUGCCACCCAAGACUAGCGGAAAGGCCGCUAAGAAAUCUGGCAAGGCCCAGAAGAACAUUUCCAAAUCGGACAAGAGAAAGAAGAAGCACAAGAGGAAGGAGAGCUAUGCCAUUUACAUCUACAAGGUGCUCAAGCAGGUCCACCCCGACACCGGUAUCUCCAGUAAGGCUAUGUCGAUCAUGAACUCGUUCGUGAACGACAUAUUCGAACGCAUCGCUGCAGAGGCUUCCCGUCUCGCCCACUACAACAAGAGGUCGACGAUCACCUCCAGGGAGGUGCAGACUUCGGUGAGGCUUUUGCUGCCCGGAGAGCUGGCCAAGCACGCAGUCAGUGAAGGCACCAAAGCUGUCACCAAGUACACCAGCUCGAAGUGAGAGAGUCUCACGUCGUAUUUCAACGAUGUUUAUUGAACAAAAGGCCCUUUUCAGGGCCAC